Messenger RNA from Acaulospora morrowiae, 330 nucleotides. The record is from the annotation of a GenBank genome assembly. Lineage: Eukaryota; Fungi; Glomeromycota; Glomeromycetes; Diversisporales; Acaulosporaceae.
AUGCAAAAAUUUUUUUACACGAUUUCAAUAUUACUGCUUUCAAACUGCUUGAGUUUUGGUAUUGCUGUUUACCGUGAUCCAUCCUGCGGAACUACACAAGACCCAUGUGACAAGGUGAACUCUCUGUUAGCCCCUUGCGGUAUAACUGUUCCUUCGCCACCUGCUGCUGCCUAUCUCACAAAAUGUGCGUGCAACAAAGUCUUUUAUGAUUUACUGGUAAAGUGCACAACUUGCAUGAGUACCGAUACUACAACAGUCUACACCAAAAAUCAGCAACAAUACGAAGCUGACUGUAACAGUUUUGGUGCAGAAUUUAUGGAAAGCGGGUAA